Molecule: messenger RNA, 9944 nt
Organism: Apis cerana (Asiatic honeybee)
Lineage: Eukaryota; Metazoa; Arthropoda; Insecta; Hymenoptera; Apidae
Gene: Dop1R2
Product: dopamine receptor 2
Biological process (GO): positive regulation of MAPK cascade; adenylate cyclase-activating adrenergic receptor signaling pathway
Cellular component (GO): plasma membrane
Molecular function (GO): G protein-coupled receptor activity
Source: RefSeq, a predicted model, not a curated record
CUUCUAAGUUGAAAUCUCAAUCAUCUUCUCUCGUGUUCGAGAAAGAAAGAAAUGAUCAAUUUUUAAUAAUCUACGUGUAAAUAAAUUGCGAUAUCAUCUUUUUUUCACUUUGGCAAGAAAUAGAAAUACCAGUCUAAAUUGAAAGCGGAAGCGGAAACCGGACAAGAGAGAAAAAGCACUGGACGACGGCUGGCCAUUGACACUGGAUGACUUCCGGUUUGCAUGAAGCAAAACGCCAAUCAGCCGGCAAUCUUUCAAUUGGCACCAGCCUGGUGGCAAUCGAGCCUCGGCGAAUCCCUCCCUCGUCGUACGCAUCGAGUCCCCUUAACAGCCAGUUAAUCGCCCAUUCUUCACCAGCUGUUACACGAUAACACGGAUUCGCAGUUUCAGAAUCUCCCUAUAUCUGCCAACUCUCCAACUCGCCACAAUUCGCAUCCUUCCCUUUCAUCGAGUCGCGAUAUUUUCAUCCUAUUUUUUGACGGAAUAUUCAUCAGAAGAACCGAGAGGAAAAAUUUUUCGAAAGAAAUGUCGCGAGAAAUAUUAAUUAACCAGCUCGCGACACGAAACAUCACGAUAUUUCAGCUUGUUCGAGGUUUAAAACGUUUAUGACGAGCAGUUUUCGAGAGGGAAACGGGUUCGGUGUGCUUGUCGGAGAGAGCUUUUAGUUGGAAACCAGGCUCAUCCAAACCUCUCUGUCUCUCGUAUCUCGAGACGAAAUAUUAUGCACGCCCGAAUUCGGGUCGGUAAUGGUUUUAUAAGUCCACUGUUUUAUAAGUUUCUCUCCGGAUAAAUUAAUCUCUGGAUUUACCUCUCGACGUAUCGUUGGGCGAAACUCGGUUUUAGGGAUUUAUUUUCGGCUUACCUUCGUGCCCCUCUUCCCGAGAAUUGAAUAUAGCGUGUCGACUUUUAGGCUUUCCCUCCUCGCCGCCCCUCUCUCUUCUGGGACCGAGAUCGAUCCCACGACCGAGAUCUCUCCAAUGAUCAUAACUCGUGGCAAACGAUAACUUAUCCCGCUCCUUGUUCGGACCUUGGAACAAGAAGGAAAUGGAAUUCGGGGCGAGAAGGUAUAAAUUUUCCAGCGGAACAUUCGCUGGAAAUGCGAGAAACUCGCGAGGUAAGCAAGCACUCGAAGGGAGCGAGAAACAGAAAUUAUCCUUUUUUAAAAUCGUUAAAAUCGUAGGAUAUUGAGUUAGAGGGAAGAAAGGAUUGUUCCAAGGCCGCUCGAUCCGAGAUUAACGAACACCUUCGUAUUAAACUAGGAGGGAAAAAAGAAGAAGGAUCGUUUAAGAAAAUAUUAAAGAGACGAAGGGAUGGAACGAGGAGGGGUUACCACUUUCACUCGUAUAAACAAUGGGAGGGAAGGAACAACUGUCUAGAUAAGCCGACAAACAAACGGGCCAGACAGAAAACCCUUCAGGCUUGUAAGAAAACGUAGUUAAAAUCUGAUGUACGGGGGGAGGGAACGUAAAUGUCGUGAUAAAUUCCCAGGCUAUACCGCCGUUACGGGUUAAGGGUAAACAGGCGACACUGACCUCUCCUCUCCUUCUCUCUCUCUCUCUUUCUCUUUUAUCAUUUUAUUCCCUUAUCGAUCUUUCUGUACUUUUUCCACGAAUAUAUUUGCAUCGCGUUCCAAAUGUCUCAAUAGACGUUCGUUUUUUCCACGCUCUUCAUAUCCGUUGCGUAUUAUCACGUUGAUAACACGUGUAUACAAUUUAUUUUCUUUAAUUUAUCUGGCCAGGGAAUAUUUUACGAAAGCAUGCGUGGUGACAGCUUAUCGAGCGACUCGUGCACGUGCAAAUAUGCGCUGGAAUAUACGUACAGGAUCGGCCUAUCUCGCUUCCAUCCACCUUUUAUCCUUCUAUGAACGUGCCCUAUGAACGAGUUCCGAUAGGAAUCUCUGUUUGGCCGCGACACGGUCGGAAUGGGAAUUAGGCUGUUACACGCUUCCUCCCCUUUCUUUUCCUCCCCUCGAAAUAGCGGCUAAAACGCGCACGAUAUCGCGCGUGACAUCGUCCCUUCGAUACGAAUCGCUACAUUCAACAUCCCCUUCCGAAUGUCCGAAAUACAUCCCCCUCUUAUCUUAUUUCGAAACACAUCCUUCUUUUUAAUCCAUUUGGGUGCACUUCGUUCCGCGUUGAAACUGGAGAAUAAUUUGCGAAAUUUGUUUGCUUCUUAAUCUUCGAGUUUUGAAAAUAGACGUUCGAUCGGGUUAAUCUUGAUCGCGCUUCUUUGAGAAUGUUCUCGAGAAAUUUUCGAGAAGAAAAAUCCGAUUCGACUGUUUUCAAUCCCCUGGAAAAUCGGGAUAUUUACCAUUACUUGGUAAUAACGUGUUGUACAAAAUACGUUGAAUUGGAGAAAAAUCACGCGUUUUCAACUUUUCAUCAAGUGGGGAGGCAAAUCUUCUUAUAAAACCGAUACUCUCGCACGGUUUUUCCGAGCGUUAAAGGCGUGACUUGCGUGACGAGCAAUAGACCUACUUCAUUACCCGGGCGAAUAUUUUUUCCAACCGCUUGUACGACCUCCGUGCGCCGAGCGAGGGGAAGAAAGGUCGUUUAUAAAAAGCGCGGCUUCUAACGUGUGUAAGUAAUUACGUACACGUUUCAUGGUUAACGGCAACGAUUCGUGCGCGUACGAUCUUACGUCUCUAACUGGACCCUGUUUACCCCGGUCAUCGAGAUCUUGGCCUCGCUGCCUCCACCUACCUACGUGGACGAGGAUCGUAAACCAGCCUUUUUCUCCUAUAUUUUUCCCCAACCUAAAAUAAUCCAUCCAACGAAUAAUCGAGUGAAACUCGGUGAAAAUUCCAAUUAUAAAUAUUCCUCGGUGAAACAAUUUUCUAAAAAAUCUCGAAAAAAAAAUCUUCACCAAGGUAAAAUACCAAUUUUCCAAUCGCAUUUAAAAAGAAUUAAUUUGAAAUAUCGAGUGUCGUGGAAAAGUUAUUCUCUAAUUCGAAAGAAUGGGGCGGGGGAGGUAUUUUCAAUACUUAAGAUGGAAUCAGGGCCAAAUCGAUGAACGCGAUAAAGGAUGACGGUUGGCAAUACAUUGUGUAAUUAAUUAAAUUUAACCGCAUUGCGACGCGCGCAAGCACAAAUUCGUACUCCAUCAUACAGAUAGAUAUGGAAAAGAAAUUUUUUAAUAUAUAUAUAAAUAUACGAUUCUUUCUUCUCCCAAAAACCGCUAACGAUUUCCACGAGCCAUUUAACCGAGCCGCGACGCAAGCCGCAGUGGUGAUAGACCGCACGAGUCCGGACGUGGCGUUUCGGUUUACCCAGCGCCACGGUUCGACUACUACUUUCACCGCCAGUCCUUCCGCUUCGUUCAAUCCGUCAUUAUCAAUUCGAAUUAUCUUCGGCGAUUAGAUCAUCUCUGAUAUAUCUUUAUUCCUCCUCGAGGAGGCGUCAUUUCCUCCGUGCAACGAACCGGCAACAGCGGUGGAGAAGAAGAAAAGAAGAAAAAAGAGAAAACGUCGACGAGACCCGUCACCGAAUUCAAUAAGCGGAUUAUCAAUCUCUCGAGGGUGUCCCCGCGAUUACAGUUUUUGCCUGUACAACUUUCCCACCGGAUAAUGCCCCCAAAGGGUUUGCAUCGACUUUCCAAGGAUCGAUAAAAUCGUCCCUUCGAGAGCGCCGCUUUUUUCGCCCGAGGAUUUCCAAGUUUCCAAACCCCCGUUCGCGAUAAAAUUCCGCUCCAAAGUUUCGAAAAGGAUAUCACUUUCGCGGAAUAAACACGCAAGAAACGGUUGAUUCUUGCGCAACCGUUCGUUACUCGAAGGAUUAAAACUGAGCGAAAGGAGAAUCGAAGCGAAGCGAUUAAUCCUAAUGCGACGUAGUGAGGAUUGUAUUCGAAAUUCUGAUUGAACGAUUAAAAAACGAUUGAAAGAGGAGAAGGUUAAAAUUUGGCGAGUCAAAGUUGGAUUGGAGAGAGAGAGAGAAAAAAAGAAAGGAAAAGGUCAUGAUUUAUGGGAUCAGGUGGCGUCGAUGAAACUGAUAGGGAAGGAAUCCCGGAUGGGACGGAUUUCUUCCACGCGGAGGAUAAAAGAUCGAGACGCACGGUUGAAACGAUUUAUCGGGGGCCUCGUUCUCGCACGCGCGAGAAAAUCGCCUAGCUUCUCGAGUUUGACCCCCGGCGCGAUUUAUAGGCUCGGUCCAAAACGGAGGAAGAAACGCACGGAUACAGGGGGAUACUCGUGGUCGAGGUUGGGACACUCUCUGGAUCGAAAACGGAGUAAUUCUGAAGAGAUCGUUAAUGGAAUCGAAUAAUUUUUCUGGUUAUGGUUAUCGCCACGGUUGGGAAUAAUACAUUUUUCUCCACGUAAAAAUAUGGGAUGGAAAUGGUGGUUCGAGUUGAGAAAAGGGACGAGAUCCCCUUCCCCGCGCGAGAGUAAGUGUGAAAAAUGUUGAAUGGAAAUUUUCAAUACGAAUCUUCUCGACGAUCCCCAACAAAAAGUGACAAAUAUUGCGAUAACUCUCGAUAAAAACGAUUCUCAUUAUCUUUCUAAUAAAAUUUCAAAUAGUUCAAUUUCUCUCUAUCUCUAAAAUUAUCAUCCUACAUUUUUACACUCGACUCGACUUUUUCAUCUCUACUAAUAUAUUUCGUAUUCCCGGAAACUCAUGCUCAAAUAAUACUCCACUUUUUCCAUAUACGGAAACGAGACGGUACAUAAAAAUUCCUCCUAAAAUAAAAAUGUCCAAAAAUUAUACGCGUGUAUAUAAUUUGGCACCAAGACGUCAAAUUACAGGAGGAGAAAAGGAAAAGAUCGCGAUACAAGACCCUAACCCUGUUAUCCGGAGGAUAUUCGGUUCGAGAGGAAAUCGUAUUUGUAACCCGAUGUUAAGAAACGUCGUUGGAUGCAUUGCGUGGACGGAGAAGGGGGAGAGAAAGAGAGAAAGAGAGAGAGAGGAUGUUUCGGAAAAAUGGCAAGACGGAGGGAGGGUGUAUCGAGUUUUUCUGGCCAUUUGCCGGCGUAUCGACCAUCGCUGGACUCUGCUCCGUUCAUCCGUGAGGAUCAAGUUCAACGAUGGCCUUGUUCGUCUACUUGCGGCAAAAGUGUAUCGAGCGUCUGACGCCGGAUGUUGAAGGGGGAUGGGGUGUAGAUGCCAACGAUAAUAACUGACUUCCCUGGAAGAUACGAAACGAGCCGGUUGAACGAAACUUGUCCGUCUGAUUGAAAAUUUGGAGAAAAAUUUCGGGGCGAGGAAGGGGCGAGAACUCGAGGAGUGGAAGAAGUUGGUCGGUUGGAAAGAAAUGAGAGGGCAAAGGAUGAGAAGGAAGAAAGGCGGCGUCGACGAGGGAUCGACGACCUGAUGCGGCAUCUCUGAUCCGAAAGAGCGUGCCGAGAGCUUGGCUGCGCUCGUGGGACGAAAAAUGAACGAAAGCGCGGUCUACCUGCUCGGCUCGGAAGAAGAGGGAAACGUAGGUGGCAACCAGCUGAACCGAAGCUUCUACAGCGCGAGCUACCCGCCCCAGAACCGCAGCCACGAGGAGGAUCUGUGGAACCUGGCCACGGACCGGGCCGGUCUAGCUAUACUCCUGUUCCUGUUCUCGGUGGCUACCGUGUUCGGCAACACGCUGGUGAUCCUGGCCGUGGUCAGGGAGAGGUACCUCCACACAGCGACCAAUUACUUCGUCACCUCGUUGGCGUUCGCCGACUGCUUGGUCGGGCUGGUCGUGAUGCCGUUCAGCGCCAUUUACGAGGUGUUGGAGAACCGAUGGCUGUUCACCACGGACUGGUGCGACGUGUGGCGCUCGUUGGACGUCCUGUUCUCCACCGCGUCGAUCCUCAAUCUCUGCGUGAUCAGCCUGGAUCGUUACUGGGCGAUCACCGACCCGUUCACCUAUCCGAGCAAGAUGAGCAGGAAGCGGGCCGCCGUGCUCAUCGCGAUCGUGUGGAUCUGCUCGAGCGCCAUCUCGUUCCCGGCGAUCGUGUGGUGGAGGGCCGUGAGAACGGAGGAGGUGCCCGAGGACAAGUGCCCGUUCACCGAGCACCUUGGAUAUCUCAUCUUCUCCUCGACCAUCAGCUUCUACUUACCCCUGUUCGUGAUGGUGUUCACUUACUACAAGAUAUACAGGGCGGCCGUGAUCCAGACCAAGAGCCUGAAACUGGGCACCAAGCAAGUUUUGAUGGCCUCCGGUGAACUGGAGCUCACUCUGAGGAUACAUCGGGGCGGUGGAACCAACACCGACGCGAGACACCUGUUCCGCACCGCCUCGAGCACGCCCGAGGACCUCCAGGAUCUCGAGGAGCCGCUCACUACAAUCCAGCACAACAACUGUUUGACCAGGGUCCCGUCCACGAGGAUCAAUAAACAGCACAGGGGCAACAAUUUCUCCUUGUCGCGCAAACUGGCCAAGUUCGCCAAGGAGAAGAAGGCAGCCAAGACGUUGGGGAUCGUGAUGGGUGUCUUCAUCAUCUGUUGGCUCCCUUUCUUCGUCGUCAACCUCUGGUCGGGUUUUUGCUCCCAGUGCAUAUGGCAGGAGAAGAUCGUGUUCGCCGCUGUUACGUGGCUGGGUUGGAUCAACAGCGGAAUGAAUCCGGUCAUAUACGCCUGCUGGAGCAGAGAUUUUCGUAGAGCGUUCGUGAGGAUCCUGUGCGCCUGCUGCCCCGGACGAGUAAGGCGGCGGUAUCAACCUGCAUUCAGAUGUAAACCAAGUCAAUACGUCUCCGGGGCGAGUACGAGCGGCGAGGCGAGCCGCGUGAGUUACAGCAGCGUGAGCCAGAGCAGCGACGGUGCCGGAAGCGUGCUACCCAGCGGCGGGAUGUGACGUCACACGGGGGCCCGGUCUGGGCCUCGACGAGAGCGCGCUAUCCGUUUCCGUGACACGUGAUUGUAGGCUCGCUUCUCGAGGAAUCGUGUCGCGCCAACUUCCACUCGGAAGUGCACCUUCCAGAUCUCCGAGUUCGGAGCCGAGGCGAACCAACGUCGCCUCCUUCCUCCGCGCGUGUGUGAAUGCGAGUGUGCGUGUGCGAGUGUGCUUCCGACUAGACGAAUCGAGGAUAAACGACGUGCUUCCGUUCUUCCUUAUCGUCGAGCUUUUUAACACCGGUGACGAAAAGUGGACCACGAAGAAGCGUCACGCGCGACCCGGGACGCCCCAAACCGGGACACUUGUACCGGUUAUUGCGCGCCCCUUUAUCGUUGAAUCGUUUCUUCUUUCUUUCUCUUCUUAAUGAUAGAAAUUUUUCAGAUCAGACACAGUAUUUUUUUCAAUCGUGUAAUUUAUAAAAAUUUGCUCGAGAAUCCGGUUACAAGUUAAGCGAUGCUGAGAUAAUGAGAAUUAAGAAUUGUUAAUUGAAUUAGUAAUUAAAAUUCGUUUCUGAAAAAUUCGUUUCGCUCAGGGGCGCACAAUGAUCGGUGUAAAUAGCCUGUUAUUUCUUGUACAUAGAGAACAAGUAGUAUUCGCGUUUUGUACAUCCUAUGACGAGGGAUUUAGAGAGAAAAUCGAAUCGCGGGAAAGACGAUAGGCCGUAAAUCGUGCUCGGCCGAUAGCUCGUUACCGUUUUUACGUUUCGGAUACCUUCGAGAUACUUUGUAGCCUUUUAGCGAGAAACCUUCGUACACGGAAUCGUAAAACGAUCUGGUGAUGCGCGAACGAGAGUAUCUAUCCGAGUUAUCCUUUACUUUCUUCUCCAACGAGCCAACGAAUUGUUGUUUCGUUCCGAUACGAUUAUCGCUUUUCCGAAUCGAAUUUCAAGAAAAGAAAAAAAAAAUCUACGAAAAUACGUUCCUGUUCCUGCUUUCCGUUGCACCUUUAAAAGACUGACGAUCGGAAUGUUCGGCAACGCCGAACACGGAAUUGGUUCUCCCUCUCUCCGAGUUUCCAGGAAACGACGAUCUCUCGUGUCGAUGCAUUGACAGCCGGUUACACGAAACUGAAAACCAUACGCAAAGUUAAAAUGACGCGAUAAAUAUAUAUUAUUCGAGUGAAAUUGACUGUCAAUGUUCAAAGAUGAAAAGAAAAAAUGGAUGAAAAAGAUACGUAUUAUUUUGGAAAAUAAUACGUGGACGUUCUUCGCGGAAAAAAAAUUACAUUUUUCGAUAUCGCACGAGCGUAAAAUGUUCUUCCAGUCAUCGUUAAUCGUUAAAUACGUACACGAGAAACGCAAAGAAAAUCGUUACGAUUCGCAAUAACACGCACAGUUUAAAUGGAAUGAAAAUUAAGCUAAAAUUAUUACAAAUGCGAUCGUAUAUUACUUACAAACGGCAGAAAAAAAUAUUUUUGUCAAGUCGUCGUCGAACGAAACUUUGCGAAACGAAACCGAUAGCCGAAUCGAUCUUUCUUUAUUUGUAACAAGAUUAUACGAUGUAGAAUGAGUUGCGCACCAGGGCCGUUGUAACUUAAGCGAAGAAUGAAAUAACAAAGUUGUAAUUUGGAUAACGAAUUCAUUCACAUUGAUUGCCAAAUCUGAAAAAAAAAAUAAUUGGUUAGUUCAAUUUAAGAUAUUAAUUGAUCAAAUUAUAUUUAUCAUAAAUAUCGGUAAUUUACAUACUUCGAAAUUGUUUUUCUAAUAUCAAGAUUUAUUUGAAAAUUAACAAGCAAGAAAGUAAUAAAUGCAAUUAUUGUAUCGGACAAUCUUUAUUCGAUAGGCAGAUGUCAUCUCGUUCUAUUAUCAAUCGUGGAUAUUUUUGCAGAAUGAUUAUUUAUUUUAUCUACUUUAUUUUAACUUAAGCAUUCGUUGUUGUACAUAAAACAAUUAUCGCGCAAUUGUAAAUAUUAGGACACUGUAAAAUUAACUUAUGUGAAACGUAUACAUAUAUGUAUGAAACAUUGUAACAAAGUGUGUAUCAAUACGAAUAUAUACAAACGUUUCCUCGAAUACAUCAAUUCAAUAAUCCUAUCUCGGUAAAAAUUGCAAAAAAAUUUGAUUAAACAUUUGGUGUUCAUUGACAAUUAUGUUUUAGCUAACUUAUCAAUUUUGCAUGUAAAAUUAAAAUCUCAAUAUACGAUGAAAAAUGAUGUAUUAAAAAAAAAAAAAAAAAAGAAAUAGUAAACAAAUGACUUUGAAUUUCAAAUCAACAAAAAUAUUAAUCGGUUCUUUUAUCCAGCACAGAUUUUGCUUUUAUUAAUAAAUUCUAUUUGGAAUCAUUAUUUUUUUAAAAAUUGCAAUAUAUUUGUUAAAAAAAAUGACACGUAAUUGGUUGACAUUUAUCUAAUCUUUGUAAAUAUUAAAUAUUACUUUAAUAUUUCAAAUUAAUAUUCAAAAAAAUUAAUAAAAAAAGUAAUAAUUUAAUUAUAAAAAAAUUGUUACGUUACAGAACAAAAGAAAAAAAGAAAAAUUAUCGAUUUGAUUAUUAAUAUUGAUAUUAAAUUUAAACAAAAAUCGUUAAAAAAGAAAAUCAUAAACUCCAAUCCUGAAACUAUUGUUUUCUAUAGCUUUCAUUAGAGGGCGCUUUAUACAUACAAAAAAAAUAAUGCGUCCAAUUUAAAUGCUAUUUAUAACUUUCUAUUUACAUUACAUCAUUCAAGUAUAUAUUUCUGCUGUAUUAAGAAUGCAUGAAAUAAUAAAUUGUUAAUUAAUAUGUAAUACUUUUUAUUGGAUAUACUGUUUUUCACAGAAUAUUUCUAUAUGUACAUGCAAUUUUUGUUAUUCGAAAACUGAAUGCUUUUUAAAACUACAAGAUGGAAACUUAUUUACAUCUAACAAAUGUAUUAUUAAAUUAUUAUACAUACGUAAUACAACAAUGAGAAUGUGAAUGCGUGUAUAAUUCGCAUUAUAUUGCGUAGAUUAAAAAUUUUCUUGGCCUGUACAUAAAAUAUAAACAAUGUGAAGAAAUGGAAUCCUAUUGUAUAUUUAAUUUUUAAGACAUAACGUGCGAAAAUAAAGAGUAUCAAUUCAUGUACAAGAAUCAUAUUAUGAAAAUCACUUAAAUACCUACAACAAAAAUAUAUCCAUCAGUACGUUGUUCUUAAUUUAUAAUAAAAUUGAAAUAAAAAAAUAUUAUUUA